UACCGGAAGCGGUCGUGUUACUUUCUGUCGUUAGACUCAGAUAAACUCGAUCAAACUACACUUCUGCUUCAACAGCCGAUGAAAAACGACGGAACGAUACCAUUCGAAGCUGAAUACGCUUCACUGCCCCGUACAUCGCCGCCAAACCACUGGACACACCGGCACAAAAUGGAAAGAAAUCCACAUUGCCAGAACUGAAAGUGACAGUUGGGCAUCCGGAAACAGCAUGAUAUCUUGAAUCAGAUGGCUGUCCAUUUUUGACUGACUUUACAAACAGCACUUUGAGCCACAACAUAUUUCAUCCUGUGUUUGUGAUGAAAGACACGGUAUCUUUACCGGAUCCUGUUCCUUUUGUCUGCAACACACAUUACUAUUCAAACUCUUUCACACCCCUCCCACCCUUCCUGUGCCUGGGCCAUGCUUCGCAAGAAAGGUUCAGCAGUUAUUUGCGGUGUUGUCCUGUUUAUCAUCUGGAACGCGGUAUUGGUUCAUCUGCUGUGGAGCAGACCACCUGCAGACACCGGCCUCGAUGACAGGGACCCGGGUGAGGGGGCUUUUAGUGAAGUGGUUGGAGAUUUGCUCCGCAUGGCAAAUGCAUUUGAGUCUGAGCUUGAAAUGCAGAAAAAAAUUCUUCUCCAGAUCAAGAACUACCAGUCACUGGUGGGACCAUCGUUUUACAAAAGAGGAAAGAUUGUUUUCCCACCGUCGCCAGUUAUACCCAUUCUGGUCAUUGCCUGCAACAGGGUCACUGUACGACGUUGUUUGGACAAACUCUUGCUGCAUCGACCUUCGGCUGAACUUCACCCAAUUAUUGUAAGCCAGGACUGUGGACAUGCGCAGACAGCAGAGGUUAUCGGCUCAUAUGGAAAUCAAGUCAUUCAUCUGAAACAGCCAGACCUGUCCGACAUUGCUGUGCGACGGGAGCAUAAGAAGUUUCAAGGCUACUAUAAGAUCUCAAGGCAUUACCGCUGGGCCCUGAAUCAAGUGUUCAAGAACUUUUCUUAUAGCUCUGUCGUGAUCGUUGAGGAUGAUCUGGAGGUGGCGCCAGACUUCUUUGAGUAUUUCACAGCAGUUCUUCCUCUGUUGAAAUCAGACCCCAGUCUUUGGUGUGCUUCGGCCUGGAAUGACAAUGGCAGAGAUGGUUUUGUGGAUCCGGGUAGGGCAGACCUGCUCUACCGGACCGACUUCUUUCCAGGACUAGGCUGGAUGCUCCUUAAAGAAGUGUGGGAGGAGCUUGAGCCCAAGUGGCCUGCCUCCUUCUGGGACGACUGGAUGCGCCAGCCAGAGCAACGGCGUGACCGUGCCUGUAUCCGCCCCGAAAUCUCACGGACAAUUACCUUUGGCCGCCAAGGUGUAAGCCUGGGUCAGUUUUAUGAUAGAUACUUGCGUUACAUUAAGCUUAACACUCAGUUUGUGCCUUUCACCAAGAUCGAUCUCAGUUACUUGAAAAAGGAAAAGUACACUGAAAGCUUUGAGAAAGAAGUUUACAGUGCGCCGUUGGUAACAUAUGAAGAAGUUAAGAAUGGGAAGCUUCAAGGUCCAGGGCCUUUUCGCCUUCAAUAUUCAUCUAAGGACAGUUUCAAAGUGCUUGCUAAAAAUCUUGGAGUCAUGGAUGACCUGAAAUCUGGGGUUCCGCGGGCUGGAUACAGAGGGAUUGUCAGUGUUUUUUUGAGAGGGCAGAGAAUAUUUAUCGCCCCUCCUCCUGGAUGGAGCGGAUAUGAUCCCAACUGGAGCUAAGGAAAAAAGAAAACUGAGCCACAGUCCCAUUUUAAUUCCUGUUAGCAGUUGAUAAAUAUUUCAACACCAAAGACAGAUGACAAGAAAUGUUUAGAUAUACAUGUUUUUUUUUUUUAUUGUACCUAACUUGGGGUUUUUCCAGCACCACUCAGGUCUUACUGUGAUCUAAAAAAACACAUCUGAUGUAGAGCAAUAAUUUUGUCAAGAAAAACUGCUGAAACUGACCAGAUCUAUUUUCAUAAAAGUCUAUGAAGCUCAAUAUAUAUAUAUGUAAGUAUGUAUGUAUGUAUGUAUGUUAGCAAGAUGAGGUGCAGUGUGUGUCCAGUACUAAUGUGAUAAGUGGUCUGUGGUGUUCUGACAAUCUUUGUUUCAUGAUGUGUAAAUGGGAUCUGCCUAAAUAUGCCUUAAUGGUGACUAAUUUUGUUCCAUUGAUUCCUUUCUGUUGAAUGUUCCGGGUAAUUAUCUCGUCUGUGUCGUAUUGUGACUUACAGCAUUUUUGAUUGUACUUUUGGGAAUAAAAAAACAUGUCAAGUUCACACACAAGUCUGAUUACACACCACUGCUACAUAAGACAUGUUUAAUACUGCAUAAAAUGGUCCCUUUUUUAUCGAUCAUUUCGAUGCUAACUUCAUUUAUUUGGAUUGGUAACCCAAAGGCUCAAGGAUUCAGACACAAAAUGCAAGUUUCCUCAUCAAAAUACAUUGCAUUUUAGGUGACCAUUUAGCACUGCCUUGCUGCUGAGAAAGAAUCUUGCCCUAGCCGCCCAUUGAGAAUAUCUUUGAGAUGUAUUUUGGGCUGUAGUUUUCUCACAAAUUCAGCUUUGGUUCACUAUAAUAUGUGAGUGUCAGCAGCAGAGGUGCGUCGUGCGCUACGUUUUUGAGACAAAUAUGUUCCUGUGUUGACUUCACAGAAAAACAAUACAUAAGGUGGUGUGAAACCACAAACGCACAAACUUUAGUGUAGACCACUGAUAUGAU
Molecule: messenger RNA, 2714 nt
Organism: Synchiropus splendidus (mandarinfish)
Lineage: Eukaryota; Metazoa; Chordata; Actinopteri; Syngnathiformes; Callionymidae
Gene: mgat1a
Product: alpha-1,3-mannosyl-glycoprotein 2-beta-N-acetylglucosaminyltransferase a
Exons: 3
Coding region: 418-1737 (439 amino acids)
Biological process (GO): protein N-linked glycosylation
Cellular component (GO): Golgi apparatus
Molecular function (GO): alpha-1,3-mannosylglycoprotein 2-beta-N-acetylglucosaminyltransferase activity
Source: RefSeq, a predicted model, not a curated record